Messenger RNA from Condylostylus longicornis, 3086 nucleotides. RefSeq names its product bestrophin-4 (gene Best1). The coding region runs from base 281 to 2461 and encodes 726 amino acids. The record is from RefSeq and is a predicted model, not a curated record. NCBI's taxonomy places the organism in Eukaryota, Metazoa, Arthropoda, Insecta, Diptera, Dolichopodidae. Gene Ontology annotation, molecular function: chloride channel activity. The transcript has 7 exons.
AUAAGAAUGAAAUUGAACUAUAUAAAUACGAUUAAAUUAAAGCAAAAAUAAUUGACAAUAUUAAACAGAGUUUUAAGAAAACCUUUAGUGAUAUUUCAAAAAACAAAGUAUUAAUGUCGCUGAAGUAUUUCAAUCAAAAAAAAAAUGUACCUCCAAAUAAAUGAUAUUGUGCUUCAUCAAUAUUUGGUGCUUAAUUGAAAUCAAUGUGAUUAAUUUGUUUUAAAAAUUAGUUAGAAAUAAAAAAAUUAAUAUACAUAAAAGUACAUAACCGUGAUUAAAAAUGACAGUCACGUAUACUGCCGAAGUAGCAACAUGUCGUGGAUUUGGUACCUUUUUAAAACUUUUAUUGCGAUGGCGUGGCAGUAUUUAUAAGUUGGUGUGGUUGGAUUUAACAGCAUUCCUAUUUCUUUAUUAUGUUUUAAAUAUAGUUUAUAGAGUAGCAUUAAAUGCAGAUCAAAAAAAAAUAUUCGAAAGUAUUGUACAGUAUUGCGCCGUUUAUAGUAAUUUGAUCCCAUUAUCAUUUGUUUUGGGUUUCUAUGUGUCAAUUGUUAUGACAAGAUGGUGGAAUCAAUACACAAGUAUACCAUGGCCUGAUCCCAUUGCUGUUUUUGUAAGUGCUAACAUUCAUGGCCAGGAUGAGAGAGGACGAGUAAUGCGACGGUCAGUAAUGCGUUAUGUUUGCCUUUGUUUAACGAUGGUCCUUAUAAAUAUUUCACCAAGAGUUAAAAAACGUUUCCCUACUUUGGAUAAUUUAAUUGAAGCGGGUCUUCUAGUUGAAAAUGAAAAAAAUAUAGUUGAAAAAUUAAAUGUUAAAUUUCCAAGACAUUCAAAACACUGGUUGCCAAUUGUUUGGGCUGCAAGUAUUAUAACAAGAGCUCGAAAAGAGGGUAGAAUACGUGAUGAUUUCGCUGUUAAAACUAUUAUUGAUGAAUUAAAUAAAUUUCGUGGCUUAUGCGGUAAAUUAAUUGCUUAUGAUACAAUUAGCGUGCCUUUAGUAUAUACACAGGUAGUUACUUUAGCAGUUUACUCGUAUUUUUUAACGGCUGUUAUGGGGCAACAAUGGGUUGAAAAUAAAGAAAUUGCUUCUGGUUAUUUGAAUCGCAUUGAUAUGUAUUUUCCUAUAUUUUCUACACUACAAUUUUUUUUUUAUAUGGGUUGGUUAAAAGUCGCAGAAUCUUUAAUAAAUCCUUUUGGUGAUGAUGACGAUGAUUUUGAGGUUAAUUGGAUUGUUGAUCGAAAUUUGCAAGUAUCAUAUAUGAUCGUUGAUGAAAUGCAUCAUGAGCAUCCCGAAUUAAUAAAGGAUCAAUACUGGGAUCAAAUAUUUCCAAAUGAAUUACCUUACACCGUGGCAUCUGAAAGAUUUCGUGAAGAGCAUCCAGAGCCAUCAACUGCAAAAAUUGAAGUGCCUAAGCAAGCAGCAAUGGCAACAAAUAUGUCAAGUGUUCGUGUUGAUGAAAUGGUCGGUAAAAUAAAUGUUGAACAAAAUGAUUCAAAUCAAGUACAGUCAGUUCAUUAUGAAUUCCCAAAACCAAACGAGGAGGCUGAUGAUGCCAGUGGAAUACACUUUACAGCAGGUAAUGGCAAAGUACGCUUGCCGUCCAGAGGUUCAUCUCCAUCUUUAGCAAGUGUAAGUGGCACUAUGUCAAGGGUAAAUACAGUCGCCUCGGCUUUGCGAAGAUUAUUAAGUCGUGAAGGUGCCACAACACCAACAUGUGAAACUCCUCAAAUGGGAACACGUUUGCCAGGUUCUGUGAGCUCUGCCAGUUUAACAGGACAAAAAAAUUUAAGUACUUCUGCUGGUACCGCUGCGGCAACUAGUGGUAGUAUGAGAAUUGCUGAUCAAGUUAUUGAAGAAGUCGAUGAACAGUUAACGAUUACAUCACAACGACAUGAUCCAAAUAAACCUCAUGUUCAGGAUAUAUUUGGAGGAUUGCCACCUCCAUCAAAGCCAGUCGAUGUUCCGAUUUCUAAAACUCCUCAAUAUAUUAGAACUCAAUCUCAUGGUGGUGAUAUAGCUAUGCAUUCAUUCUAUUUUCCACCUGGUGGUGUUGACGCUUUAUUAAGUACAUCAGCUCCCCCACGAGAUGAUUUAAUAUUAGGUAAAGCUUCACCGUUAGCUGAAAGUGAAGGAAGUCUUUUCCAGAGUGGUGAGAUCGGCAGCAAAGAAACCGUUGAAGAUAUGGACAACAAGUCAAUUACCAAUGAUCCUGCAGAAAGUAUGGAAAUAGAUGAUGAUUUUGAAAGGUUAAGGUUGGCACGCGAGAAAGAAAGAAUAGAACGACAGAAACAAAAAAUUGCAAGAUCUAUUAGUACGCAACCAGUUCAAGCUGGUACAACAAACAUUGAAGUUGGUACUGCAACAGUUGGUGAUCAAACCGUUGAUUUUAUAGUUGGUAGUGUUCCUUCGACACAAGCUGAAACACCUGAUACACCAGUUACUUUAACCGAACAAACGUUAUAGCGAAAAAAUACUUCUGUCAAAUUUUAUUUAGAGAAUGAAUGAAAAGUUUGUUUUUGUUUUUGAGUUAAAUUAAAAUCGAAAAAGAACCGAAACAUUGAUAUAAAAAAGUUAGGGCUUUUUAUUUUGGUCUAAAAAUGAGGAAAACAAAAUGUGCCUAAAUAAGAGGUGAUAAAAAAUCUAAUAUUAAAAUUGUAAAUAAAAUCUUUUUAUUUCCAUAUUUUUAUAUUUUCGUGUUACCAAAUUUUAUGUAUUUCUGGCAUGUAGGUCAAAUGUGUCUAUAAACAAAUAUUAGUUAAUUGAAAUUUAUACAUAUUGAAAGAUGUAAAUAUGUAAGAAAGUAUUGUUUUUUUUUUUAAGUAUAAUUAGAUUAUACUAUAUUAAUUAAGUAUUUUUACUUUUUAGAAAUAAGCCUAAAAAAUAACUCAGUAAUACUUCAUUUGACGGUAUGUGAUUUAGAAAAUUACAAAUCAAUUAAAAAAUAUAGAAGAAAACUAAUUUACUCUUAAGAUUUAUCAAAAUACAACUCAAAUAGAAUACUUUUUACUAGUUGAAAAUCUUUAACUAAAAAAAUUUAAUUAUUACUUUAUUUAAAUAUUACUAUUAAUCAAUAGCAUAAAAAACUCAA